AGCUUUGGUUUCCGUUGGGCCCCAAUAGUCCUCGUUCUUGGCCAUUUGUUUCGAUCCACUCAAACUCAACUGACUCGCUCACUCAACUCUCAACCAACACCAACGGUCCAAUCUUCUCCACAUCUUCUUCUUCAUCGUCUUCCUUCCCAAUUCCCUAAUGCUUCUCUCUGCAAACACAACCCUAAACCAUCUCCUCCCCAAUCCCGACUCUCCUCCGAUCUUCUCUCACAAGCUCCACACCUCUUCCAAACUCCGACGCCCUCUCUUCGCCGCCAACUCCAGCUCCCUCCAAAACCCUAACUCUCUCCGCCACGUCGCCGCCGCCGAUGACGACCCCGAGGCCGCUCUCGUCUCCUCCGCCUCCGCCGUGGCCGCCGCCAUCCGCGCCGCGUCCACCUCCCCCGUCGACUUCGUCCAGAGGAUCGAGAAGGACCCAAAGUCCGCCUUGGUCCUCCCCGGCCCCGAUUUUCAGAGCCUCUGCGUCCAGCAAUUGGACCUUUUUCUCCGAAUCGUCAACCCUAACGCCCUUCUCUCUGUUUAUGUAAGACCGGCUGGUAGUUAUGUGAUGGAUCGUUUGGAGCUGCGAAGAGUUACUGCCUAUCCUGGAGUGAAUGCGAGCGAUGUUGUGAUAUUAGUUGGUAGUUUUAGCAUUCCCACCGGUCUACGCGCCGCGGAAGCUGUGCUUUCGAAUCAACAAGUGGAAUUUAUACCGGAGUAUAGGGCCGCGGUUUUUCCCAUGGUGAAAUACCCAUUUGUGGUGGGGUUCUUGGUUGCUGAAUUUUGCGGCAUGGAAAUGCCAACUCCAGGGAAUGUGCAGAGCCAAGGGUGUGAGUCUCCUCAGAAAGCUCAUGUUUUUCCCUUGGACUCUGAUGUCAAAUCAUGGGAUGUUCACACUUUGGAAGACGAGUUGCCGAGAAUGUACAAGUUUACUGCUGAGCAGAGAUCAAAUGCCAUCAACAUCUCUCAGUCUCUUGCAAUGGCUUAUGUGAUGGAUCAGAAAGCAUUGUUAUUACAGCAAUCGUCGUGGCAAAACAAUGUCAGGAUGAGUAAUCUAGUUGAGCAAAUUCGUGGUUCUCUUUCUAGCAUUCGGACUUUGGGCAAAAUGUUAUCCGUGCACACGAAAAGAGGUGAGGUUUCUUACGACAUUGUUGAGGACAUAUUGGUACAAGGUGAUCAUAUAAGAGAUACUCUCGAACAACUUCAAGAUGCUGUUUACUUGACAAAGGCUAACAUAGUACGGCAUAAUGAAGAGGCAUUGAAGAAAAUGCCGAAUUCCACUUUUGGGAAUCCUGAACAAGUAUGGCCCCACUUGUCAAAUGACUUUUCACUUGAUGGUUCCAGCACUAAGAUCCAAAGUCGAGGUGAUCCGCUUUCUCUAAAUUCUUCAUCUAGGGAUUUAGAGAUGCCUAUGCCACCUAUUGCGCUUGCUCCUCUAAGGCAACAUGAGAUAAGACCGUGUAAUGUUUCUGAUGUGCUGGCGGAUUUGGUAGAGGCUGUGAGGCCUCUUGCUCAUAAGCAGCAACGCCUAAUAAAACUAAGUGAACUAAAUGAAGUAGGACAAGCUUUGCAAGUUGCCAUAGAAGAACCUGCUCUGCGCCAAGCCCUCAGCAAUUUAAUUGAGGGUGCAUUGUUGCGAACACAUGUUGGAGGAAAGGUCGAAAUUGCAUGUAUGAGAGCACCAGCAGGUGGUGCACUUGUAGUAAUUGAUGAUGAUGGGCCCGAUAUGCACUACAUGACACAGAUGCAUUCUCUCACUCCAUUCGGAGCAGACCUCUGCUCUCAAGAUAUGGUGGAGGACAACAUGACGUGGAAUUUUGUCGCUGGACUGACUGUUGCACGUGAGAUACUUGAGAGUUAUGGUUGUGUAGUCCGUGUAAACUCGCCCUGGACUAAAGAUGCUGCACUUGGUGCAGGCGGCACUCGUGUAGAACUCUGGCUUCCUUGCUUUGCAGCAUUACCUGAUUUUGAUGGUUCUGCCCAGGACGUAUAGCGAGGUUGGAACCUGAAAGUUUCUACAAUAACAAUUCAUUUUAUGCCAUUCCUUUGAAUGCUUGUUUUCCUCCGCCAUAAAACAAAGAGCAAGGACUACCUGCUUUCAGUUUAGAUUUUGAGGGAGGAAAAGGGUGGUGCAUGCAACUUUUGACUUUUUGUCUUUUGGCUUUCUUGCCCUUGAAUAUGCACCAUGUAUGUAAUGUGGUUUAUAGUUGUAUAGUUUAUGUUUUCAUACUUUUGUAUGUACAGUUUAGAAUUCCUUAUAGAAUACUGAUUUAUGAAAACUGAGGGAAUGAUAUUUUUCUUCCCCGUAAA
This is a messenger RNA of Morus notabilis, 2307 nucleotides long. Its product is annotated as chloroplast sensor kinase, chloroplastic. Lineage: Eukaryota; Viridiplantae; Streptophyta; Magnoliopsida; Rosales; Moraceae. The record is from RefSeq and is a predicted model, not a curated record. The transcript is spliced from 9 exons. Bases 158 to 1990 code for a protein of 610 amino acids.